AUGGGUUUUUCUCUAGGAGUCGUGAUUGGAGCGGUUGGAGUCUUGAUUCUCUCCCAUGCCGCUUAUGCAACCAGUCAGUAUAGGGGUUUGUUGAAGAUUACAGAGGAUGAUUUUUCUGGGCCUCCUUUCAAUGUGGUGGUAGAGUUGAUUGUGGGGCUGGUUUUGUGUAUGUGGGCAGCAUUAGCUGUGCCUGGCGACUUCCUCUCUAUUCAUCCUCAUUCUGAUGAGAAUAGGAUCGUUUCGUUGCCAGACAACCUGGAUUUCAUGAUCUUCAACCACCGUGGAAAAGUAUUCGUUCCAGAAAUCAACAUGAGAUUGAAACGUUAA
This is a messenger RNA of Dovyalis caffra, 327 nucleotides long. The record is from the annotation of a GenBank genome assembly. Lineage: Eukaryota; Viridiplantae; Streptophyta; Magnoliopsida; Malpighiales; Salicaceae.